AUGAAUCCUGCCCAGCGGUACCGUAAGCUGCGCAAGAUGAACCUUCACACUGAAGGGACUGAGUAUACGCUUGCACCUGCAGCCCUGAAACGAAACUUUUACGUGGACGACUUCAUUGGUGGUGCCAAUAACGUUCGCGAAGCUGUUCAGCUGCGUAAGGAACUAUCAGCGCUACUUGCCAAAGGUGGGUUUGAGUUGCGCAAGUGGACAUCAAACAAUCUGAGCGUGCUCUCCGGCUUAAGCACCGAGUAUAUCGGCACACACUCAUCGCUGCAUUUUAUACCCAACGAGACGGUCAAGGCACUCGGCAUCUGGGGGAAGCCUGAAUCGGAUGAGCUGUGUUUUGAAUCCAACACUGAGGCUGAUGAAGCCACGUCGACCAAGCGAUCUAUUUUGUCGAGCAUUGCCAAAAUGUACGAUCCGCUCGGAUUGAUAGCACCGGUGAUCGUGCGUGCUAAGAUGCUGAUGCAGGAGCUAUGGCUACUCAAAUCCGGCUGGGAUGAACCUGUUCCUAAUCACAUCUGUAAAAAAUGGAAGGCGAUUCAGAGCGACUGGAAAACGUUAUCCGAGUACAGGACUAACCGUUACGCUCUCUUACCAGAUGCAACAGUAGAAUUUCACACAUUUACCGAUGCUUCUGAGGCCGCCUACGGAGCAUGUGUCUACGCUCGUUGUGAAAACGCGGCGGGAGAAGUCCGCAUCAGCCUAUUAGCUUCGAAGUCUCGAGUGGCACCACUGAAGCGCGUCACGUUGCCGAGGCUUGAACUAAGCGCAGCUGUCCUGGGCGCCCAUCUGCAUCAUCGCGUCAAGGAGGCAAUGCAGAUCGUGUGCGCCGAAUCGUUUUUCUGGUCCGACUCAACAGUGACGCUAAAAUGGAUUGCGUCACCUCCCAACUCCUGGAAGACGUUCGUGGCAAAUCGAGUAGCUGAGGUGCAACACUACUCUCAUCCGAGGCAAUGGAGGCACGUUCCUGGCACAUCCAAUCCUGCUGACUUGGUUUCCCGAGGCAUGUCGGCAGCACACUUCACGCAGAAUCAGCUUUGGAAUAACGGUCCAGAUUGGCUUGUGCAACCUUCGUCCCAUUGGCCCAGCUCAGAUCCAGAACCAAGCGAUGAGGCGGACCUAGAAACACGCCAGAUCCCGCACUCGCCCGGCAGCCGGUUGGCCAGCUUCCACCAUCCCGUAUCACACCGAGCCGACCUUUUUCUGUAA
Molecule: messenger RNA, 1212 nt
Organism: Anopheles gambiae (African malaria mosquito)
Lineage: Eukaryota; Metazoa; Arthropoda; Insecta; Diptera; Culicidae
Exons: 3
Coding region: 1-1212 (403 amino acids)
Source: RefSeq, a predicted model, not a curated record